AUUAUAAAAAAUCAAAUGGAUUUAUUUACAAUAAAUUCAAAAUUGGAAAAUAAUCAAUAUACAAGUACAAAAGAAUUUGAAAAUGAUAUUCGUCUCAUAUUUCGCAAUUGUUAUACAUAUAAUGAUAUGGGAAGUGAAAUAUAUUGUCUGGGAGAAGAAUUAGAAUCAGCUUUUAAUAGAAUAUGGACUGAAAAAAUAAUUUUUCAUAUUAAACAAAAGGAAAAAUUAAAAAGAGCAAGAGAUACUAAUGAUGCUGAUUCAUCUUCUGGUAAGUUAUAUAUUAUUUUUCUUACUUUUAUGCAUUAUUUAUAUUAA
Molecule: messenger RNA, 315 nt
Organism: Rhizophagus irregularis DAOM 181602=DAOM 197198
Lineage: Eukaryota; Fungi; Glomeromycota; Glomeromycetes; Glomerales; Glomeraceae
Source: RefSeq, a predicted model, not a curated record